UGCUCGGCAGCAUCUAAUAGAAGCCACAUCUCCUUUGCUGAAAGAGAAACCCCCGAAUAUAAAAAGCAACACAAAACUCACAUUUCGAAUGGCACUCGCAUCUACACUCUCUUCGAUCGUAGCCUCACCAACCCUCCGUAGAAGAGGACUGCCCUUAGUUGGGGCAUUCUGUGUUCUUAGCGUAGGACUCUCUAAUCUCUACCGCCCUUCUCUUCUCUCUCUCUCCUCCGCCACGGGUUGCUCUCCCUCCCUCCCUCUCUCUCCUCUCUCCCGGUCGAAGUGCAGCGGUGAAAAGCCGGAAAAGGGUAUUCGCGGAAUUAUGAUGGAAGCCAGUGGGAAGACUGUGCCGAGUAUUGUUGUCUAUGUCACUGUGCCUAACAAAGAAGCAGGUAAGAAGCUUGCAGAAAGCUUAGUCAAAGAGAAACUUGCAGCUUGUGUGAACCGGGUGCCAGGCAUUGAAUCAGUAUACCAAUGGCAAGGAGAGAUUCAGACAGAUUCUGAGGAACUGCUUAUUAUCAAGACUAGGGAAUCCCUACUGGAAGCGGUGAAAGAACACGUCAAGGCAAAUCAUGAAUAUGAGGUACCUGAAGUAAUUGCCCUGCCGAUAAUUGGUGGGAGCAUCCCAUACCUUGAAUGGCUCAAGAACAGUACAAGGGAUUGAACGUACUGAACUCCUUUAUCUCAGCAAUGGACUCGGAGUUACGUAAAUCUAUGAAGUGUUCGGUUUAGUUGUACAGUACAUGAAUCUAUGAAGUGUUGGUUUUAGUUGUACAUUCAGAAGGAAGACUCUCUCUCUCUCUCUCUCUCUCUCUCUCUCUCUCUCUCUCUCUCUCUCUCUCUCUCUCUCUCUCUCAGACUUUAUGUGGAACUGAUUCUUAUGUAUGAUUCUCUGAGCACCAGGAAGUAGAUAUACCAGUUGUGAACACGUCAUCAUUUCCUUUUUGCGAUGGAGGAAGGAAUAAUACAUCCAGCAGAUGGGAAACCAUUUGCUUUACGUUU
Molecule: messenger RNA, 999 nt
Organism: Rhododendron vialii
Lineage: Eukaryota; Viridiplantae; Streptophyta; Magnoliopsida; Ericales; Ericaceae
Product: protein CutA, chloroplastic
Exons: 6
Coding region: 89-661 (190 amino acids)
Biological process (GO): response to metal ion
Molecular function (GO): copper ion binding
Source: RefSeq, a predicted model, not a curated record